GUGUCUGUGUGUCACGUAAUCUAUGAAUGGGAACCGCAAACAAAAACAAACAUACAUUUGAUUUGUUUGUCCACUGAUUGUGAGUCCGUUUGGCAGACACUGACCACAACCUCAUGAGCGCAUCGGUGGCAGCGAUGACCGAAUCGGGCGGUGAUGUCGACAAAGACUUCGCCAUCGAGUGCUCGGACGACGACAACUACGACAACAACUCUGCGGUGAAUACACGCGAAGUGAACGGACGGCGCGAGUGGGAGCCCAACGGUGCGGACAUACGGCGCCUGUACUCGCACUUGUCGGCCAGGGGUGUGCUUGAGCUGCGGUGGCAGUGCCCGGGCAGGCGUUCCCCUUCAGUGCACGGACUCGCACUCCACGGCAAACCGGACGCCACCGCCGACCCCAUCGCCGCCCAAACGGACGCCAAGACGGCCGCGAAGAAUGAGUUCGACUUCGAGUCCGACUUCAACGGCGACGACCACCAGAUGCCGAAGACUGUGGGCUCUGCCAAAGGGGUCUCCGCUCCGCACAAACGCCGCUCCACUGCAGGUCUUAAGAAGUCGCAGACAAACCUCACGUUUCAAUACUGGCGCAGCAACCCCACCACUUUGGCGACCACUUUGGCCACACCUACAGCUCCGGCGCCCCCAACCCCUCCCACUACAGACACCGAGCCCUCAGUGACUGUGAGUCAGUCAAUACCGACGACUAUUACAGACAUGGAGUCCAUGUCAUCUCAGGUCAGACUCGUGGCCAGCAACACAUCGACGACAAGCACUGGUGUUAGAAGUGAUUCGCCGACAGAUAUCUUAUAA
Molecule: messenger RNA, 809 nt
Organism: Oppiella nova
Lineage: Eukaryota; Metazoa; Arthropoda; Arachnida; Sarcoptiformes; Oppiidae
Source: the annotation of a GenBank genome assembly